Chaetura pelagica (chimney swift) is the source of this 1394-nucleotide messenger RNA. RefSeq names its product solute carrier family 29 (equilibrative nucleoside transporter), member 1 (gene SLC29A1). Gene Ontology annotation, biological process: nucleoside transmembrane transport; uridine transmembrane transport. Lineage: Eukaryota; Metazoa; Chordata; Aves; Apodiformes; Apodidae. The record is from RefSeq and is a predicted model, not a curated record. Gene Ontology annotation, molecular function: nucleoside transmembrane transporter activity. Gene Ontology annotation, cellular component: plasma membrane. The coding region runs from base 57 to 1394 and encodes 445 amino acids. The transcript is spliced from 12 exons.
AGACGGAGAGCAGCCACGAGACUUGCUGGGACCUGCGCUGACCCUUGCUGCACAAGAUGACAGCAAGAGAUGGGCCCCAAGACAGGUACAAGGCUGUCUGGCUGAUCUUCUUCAUCCUCGGCCUGGGAACGCUGCUGCCAUGGAAUUUCUUCAUGACUGCCAGGGAGUAUUUCAUCGGUCGCCUCGCGAACACGGAGGAGAGGAGCCAGUCCUGGAAUGAGACCGGUGGGUCCCCUUCCUACCUAGAGUCCAUGUUUGACAACUUCAUGACUCUCUGCGCCAUGGUGCCCCUCCUCAUCUUCACCUGCCUCAACUCCUUCAUCCACCAGCGGAUUCCCCAGCAGAUCCGCAUCUUGGGCAGCCUGGUGGCCAUUGGGCUGGUGUUUUUAGUCACUGCAAUCAUGGUGAAGGUCUCCAUGGAGCCUCUUCCCUUCUUCGUCUUUACCAUGAUCAGCAUCGUCUUCAUCAACACUUUUGGUGCUAUGCUCCAGAGCAGCCUCUUUGGCCUGGCAGGGCUCCUGCCUGCCAGCUACACAGCUCCCAUCAUGAGCGGGCAGGGCUUGGCCGGCACCUUCGCCGCUUUGGCGAUGAUCUUCAGUAUUGCCAUUGGUGCCCAGCAACCUGAGAGCUUCAUCGGUUACUUCACCACGGCCUGUGUAGCGAUCGUGCUGGCAAUCUUCUCCUACAUCCUCCUGCCUCGCCUGGAUUUCUUCCGCUACUACUCCGUCAAGGACAAGACGGAGUAUCAUGUGUACAAUGCGGAGCUGGAGACCAAGAGAGACCUGAUUAAGAAAGAUGAGCCCAAUGGAAUGGAGCAGAAUAACUCAAAGAUCAUCCCUAUACACGACCCUGACGAGACGCCCUCGGUCAUCGCUAUUUUUAAGAAGCUCUGGGUCAUGGCUGUGUCUGUCUGCUUCGUCUUCACCGUCACCAUCGGUGUCUUUCCUUCCAUCACAGCUAAGGUGUCCACUGUCCUUGGAGAGGGAAACAGAUGGGGUCACUACUUCAUCCCUGUCUCCUGUUUCCUGCUAUUUAAUGUCUUUGACUGGACAGGACGAAGCCUCACUGCCCUCUUCACAUGGCCCGGGAAGGACAGCUGCCUCCUGCCAGUGAUGGUGGCCCUCCGUGUCAUCUUUAUCCCUCUUUUCAUGCUGUGCAACGUGAAGCCUCGUCACUACCUGCCUGUUGUGUUCUCUCAUGACGCCUGGUACAUCAUCUUCAUGAUCUUCUUCUCCAUCUCCAAUGGCUACCUGGCCAGCCUUUGCAUGUGCUUCGGGCCCAAGAAAGUGCUUGCCCACGAAGCAGAAACAGCUGGAGCCAUCAUGGCCUUCUUCCUGUCGCUGGGCUUGGCCCUAGGAGCUGCUGUCUCCUUCCUGUUCCGAAUUCUAAUCUAG